Bubalus bubalis (water buffalo) is the source of this 1063-nucleotide messenger RNA. RefSeq names its product peroxisomal testis enriched protein 1 (gene PXT1). NCBI's taxonomy places the organism in Eukaryota, Metazoa, Chordata, Mammalia, Artiodactyla, Bovidae. Gene Ontology annotation, cellular component: nucleus; peroxisome. Gene Ontology annotation, biological process: positive regulation of apoptotic process. Bases 16 to 423 code for a protein of 135 amino acids. The record is from RefSeq and is a predicted model, not a curated record. The transcript has 3 exons.
UAACAGGAAAAAAACAUGAAGAAGAAAAAACAUGAUGCCAUUGUUUAUGAACCUAAAGAACUUCAGAAUCCCUCUCCCAAUGUAACAAAUUGUUGCAAAUCACUGUGGGUGAAAUACAGUUUUCAGAGUGCUUACAUGACCGAACUUGUCAGCUCCCAGCCAGUUUCAGCCAUGUCAAGGAAACCAGAUCACAAUCCACCUUCUCAGCCCAAGGAGGAUAGUAUUGGCCAGAACCAUCACCAGGAGGAAAUUAUUCACAAGUUGGCCGUGCGGCUGAGAAACAUUGGGGACAGCAUUGAGCAGAGAAUGGUGCAAGAGAACUUUCAGCAAGAAGGCAGAGCUAUCCUGGCUCACUACGUCUUCGUUUUCUUUGGAGGAGUUCACACGCUGCUGCGCUUUCUCUGGAACAACCAUUUGAUGUAGAAGGAACGUAAGCGGCAGGCUCUGCUUUCCUUCGACCCUCUGAGAAAACAUGAAUCCCACCGGGGCAGAUGCAAAGAAGACCCUUCUGCUCCUCCUCUCCUUGUCACCCAUCGCGGUUGCUUUUGUCUGGUUUGUUGAAGAACUGCGGACCCACUGGCCAUUUGUCUGUUUAUUGGUCAGCCAGCGAUGAGACGUCUGUGACGGUCUCAUGGUAGAGCCCAAGGAACUUAGGAGCCCAGGAGGCCUCACUGCUUAGGAAACACCAGCACUGUGGAUAGCCCCAGUGCUCCUUAUAAGGAAGCCUUGGAAGGGAAUCUCCCAUGAGUGUGCCACUGAACCUCAUUCCCAAACCAGAGGUCACAGAAAUGGGUGCUUCCUCCUGGCCCCCUCCCUGGGUAACAGGCCCUCCAGUGACCUGUUGGCCUCACUCUUGUUGCCUGUGUCCAGAUCUGCAGCGACCCCUGCUUCUUUUUACCGUUCUGUCUACCUCAUAUUCCCUCCCUCCGCCCUCUGAGAAGCACAACGAGUGUUAAGAAAGUUUGUUGUUAUAAACUGUAAGUUCUGAGUUCUUUGUAGGAAAAGUGUUAUUUUAGAAAGUUAAUAAUUAAAAAUGAAAUAAAUAUGGUUAUUUUAUUGAGCA